Meleagris gallopavo (turkey) is the source of this 4715-nucleotide messenger RNA. NCBI's taxonomy places the organism in Eukaryota, Metazoa, Chordata, Aves, Galliformes, Phasianidae. The record is from RefSeq and is a predicted model, not a curated record.
UGGGCCUUUUCAACCCAGGCCAUUCUAUGAUUAGAGUGCCUUCUCUGAGGUCUCUGCCACCAGGAAGCAGAACUGGCUGGAGGGGAUGAGGGAAGUAUAAUGCAUGCUCUCAGCAUGCACAUCAGCCGUCAUGAAUCCUCAGUAUAAUUGUAACAGCUAAUUAUCGUUUUAAAAGAGCUGUAAAUCUGGGCUCCUUGAGUAAUGUGGACCACAUUGCGUGUUCUGUGGCCGUGCUGUUGUUGUUUUGAAGCAUCCUUUAUUCCCAUCCUAGCACUCAAGGGAGGAUUUUUGCUGUACUUUCCUGUUGGCCAGGCCCCUUCCACAGUUAGUGCAUCUUUGGCAAACAGCCUUACUCACGCUGACCCAUCUGCCUGCACCAUGGGAUGAGAGGGUUAGGAGCCUGCUCCUGCCUCGGCCUCCCGCUGUGCUGCUGCUUGUGGCUCUACCAAAAAUGUGCUUUUGACAGCAGAUCUGCCUUGAUUUCCUUUUGCCUGCUCUGGGCCUGGUUGCAUCAGCUCUGUAAGUAAUGCCAGGCAGUGAGGGGUGGUUGUGAGCACAGAGGCAGGAGCUGAGCUGGCAGUCACCUGGUGCAAUAGGACUGGGGGGUCCUGGGGGGGUGCCUCAUUGCAUCUUUUGUAGCAGUUGCAUCCGAGAGACUGUGGUGCUGAUGGAGGUCUACAGAGAUUCUGUCUUUGUACUGUGGUUUGCUGUCACUUUUUGUGAGGCUGUGUAUAAACUGGCUCACUGAAAUGGCAUGGGUUAAAUAUACCUCCUUUUGGAGGGUUAUCCUUGGUGCAAACCCAGGAAAGCACAAGCUGGCACAGCCAACACGGUGCCUAUCGCCGAAGGCAGAGCAGAGACAAAAUGUUGUGUGAGGCUGAACAGGGGAUGGUUUGAGCCAGUAUUGCUGCCCGUGUCGUUGAACCACGACCUCGUGUUUGUGGAUGCUGCUGCAUGGCUUGCUUGGUCUAUCUGGCUCUUAUAUCAGUCCAAUGGCAUUGUUUCCCCAUCUAAUAAUUUGAAUAUUACUAAGUAAUGUAAACAGUUCUUUCCCUUUCUUCUGAAAGGGAAGAACAAGAAACUCCAGGUCUGCAGGCUGCUAAAGAUCACAGAUGGCAGGACUGGCUGCUGACAGCCACCAUAGCAGGGAGCGCCACAGCCAUCUCCGCCUGCCUCUGUCCUCUCAGUGGAAGGAAUCCAUUUCCUUGCAAUUCAUCCCUGUUAAAGAAAAGAUGGUAGAGCUUAUGGAGGAAAUCCUGGGAGGAGGGAGGCGCUUUUCACAGCAAGAGCCACGUGAAACACAAAGGGGCCGGCGCCGAGGCUUUCAUGGCCUGCUUCUGCAGCAGAGGUGUGACUGAAGAGCCACACAGUGGUCAUGGAGAGGGGCUUUGUCACACCUCCACCUGAGGCUGCCAUGUGGAGGUGGUGCUGUGCAUGCCCGCGUGCAACCACUCUGCUCCUCAGAGCUCACCUGCUGUGCCUUUGACCUGCUGCAUGUAAGGAAACGCUGAGCUUUGGAAGCGAGCAGAAACAGGAUGUCACGUGCUUUCCUUUGAGAUUUACUGCCCUAGCCGUGCCUGGUGGUGACUGCCCAUGCCAUCUGUUCCACCAAACUGCUGCACUUGGGUUAGUUUGCUUUAGAACUCGUUUGUAGAAGCACGUGAGCCCCAGGUCUCCUCUCCUUGGUGUUUGGGCACGGCCCUGCCUCACGUAGCUGGCUUGGUGGUAGAGACCACACUCGUCUGGGCAAGGUGAAGAUGUCUGGUCUGUAAGUAGAGUUCAGAACCAGCCAAGAAUGAGCUGUCACUGAUAAAUCCACCCUUUACUGAGGUAGAGAGGAAAUAAGUUUCAAACUGAUUGAUGUGUGAGAUAAGUUCCUAAACCACAGCAGCUGGAUUAGCUGGAGCAGAUCUGAGAGCAUCAGCGCUAGCAGCAUCGUUCUGUGCUGUGCUCUGCUGCAGCUGGGUGUCCUUCCUGCUUGAAGGCCUGGCUUUGGCAACUGCCAGGAAGUCCUCGCCUUUGCGAGGUGGGAGGAAGUGGAUGAGAUUUUUAGCUCUCUGUUGAGGCAUGUGCCUUUCCCAUCACUCAGCUUGAUUAGGGCAGUGCUGGAAAACAGAGCCUGUAAUCAUUUAUUGGCAAAGCAUACUUUGUUAUCUAGAUACUUUCUGAGGGCAAAGGAAGCCUAGCAGACCAAUUGUGGCGAUGGUUUCCUUGAGCAGCACAGAGCUUUUGGCAGAAAUAGUUGGGAUUAAACAUUAAUUGCAAACUGUUGUUCAGGAAUGGUCCUUGCUGUUUAUAGGUUGUGGUGUUCUCACAUUUCCAGUCGCUCUGAAUAGUGUUAGACAGCACAGUAUGUUGGAAAGCUUUAUGUUAAUCAAGAGCAAAUACCACAUUGUUUGCCCACCCGUAUUGACUGUUUCGUUUCAGAAAUCAUUUGAAGCUUGCGAUUUUGAGCAUAUAGAACCAUGACAAUUAAAUUAACUCAUGCCUGAGAGGCACCAUGGGCAGUUAUGGAUCUCACAUGUCCCCACGUGCCUUCCCCAGUUGGUGGUGCUUUUCUUCCAUGAUGCAUUUUCAUUGCCCAUGGCUUACUGUCACGUUAUUUAUUGUACAGGUUGUGCUGACUUGGUGUUCUUACGGUGAAUUACCCGUUUCUGGAAACCUACCAGACAAGGAAAACAUGUGGGGAGACCAUCGACAAGGCAACAGGACGGGAUCAUUUCGUGGGAGCCAAGAAGAAAGGUUUGCUCCCGGGUGGAACAGGGACUAUCCUCCUUCCCUUGAUAGUCUUGCUCAAGAAAGACACUCUGGCAACUUCUCUGGCAGAGAAUCACUUCCUUUUGAUAUCCAGGCACUCGCAGGCCUCCUCAAUCCUCAGUUUGCCAACAGAGAGGAACCUUCUUUCAGCUUUGGAGCUAGAGAUGGACCACGUAGUGACUUCAGAGGUGGGGAGGGGCACCACGAUUUCAGGGGCAGAGACUUCCCACCGUCUGACUUUCAGAGCAGAGACGAGUCUCAGCUGGAUUUCAGAGGUAGGGAGCUACCCCCUUCUGAGUACAGGGGCAGGGAUAUGUACUCCGGAGACUUUCGGGAGAGAGAAGGGCCACCUAUGGACUUCAGGGGCGGGGACAUUCCUCCAGUGGACUACAGAAACAGGGAGACGUUUCGUAUGAACUACAGGGACAGGGAAGCUCAUAGUAUGGACUAUAGGGGUAGAGAUGAGCCUCCGUCAGACUUCAGGGGAAGGGGGUCUUUUGAUCUGGACUUCAGAGGUCGAGACGGAUCUCAUUCAGACUUCAGGGCGAGAGAUGUGCCCGAGUUAGACUACAGGGGCAGAGACCAUUCCUAUUCAGACUUCAGAAAUAGGGAUGUACCCGAUUUGGACUUCAGAGGUGUGGGCACCUCUGAUUUGGACUUCCGAAACAGAAAUACAGCAUCGUCAGAUUUCAGAAAUAGGCACAGGUCCCGGUCUGAUCAGGACUUUAGGAGCAGAGAUAUGCCUCCUCCUAUGGACUUCUCAGACAGGGAAAUGCCUCCUGUGGAUCAAAGCCUUGUAGAUUUUAGACGCAACCAAUCUACUAUACCUUUAGCAGAAAGAGAGGGCUCUGGUUUAAACGCCAGCAAGAGAGAGGAGCCUGCAGUUGGUCUGGAAAGAACUCCUUUUGGUAGUCAGAAAGGUGAAUUUCAACACUCGGAAGCACCAGCCAGAGAAGAGGAAUCCCUUGGAUUGGGUCUCAAAGACAACGCUUCACACAAUUUCCAAAAUAGCCGUGGACCUCUUCCUGCUCUUCAGGACCAAGAGGAGCAACCUCAGACCUUUGCUAACAAGCAGCAACAGCAGCAGCAGCUUUCUGGGGGGGAGCAGCAAAGAUCCAAUUCUGAUCUUGGGUUAAAGGGUGAAGAUGACCUGGAUUUCCUUGGAAGGCAAGAUACGGACUACCGAAACAUUGAGUAUCGUGAUGUGGAUCAUCGGCUGCCAGCGUGUCAGCUGUUUGACUAUGAACAUGGCAAGUCAUUUUCAGAAGGAAAACCCAGCAAAGAUUCUAGGCCCUAUAAGAGCCUCCAGGACCAAGAUUACCGGACCUGCCCUGAAUUUGUGAAGCCAAGCAAGCUCAUUCGGCUGGGAGGAGUGCCUGAAACUGCCACGAAGGAUGAUAUUCUCAAUGCUUUCCGAGGGCCGGAUGGGAUGCCUGUGAAGAACUUGCGACUGAAGGAUUACAGUUCAGGUGAGGAUGCUUUGCCAGUGCUUCUGGUUUGGGGUUUACAAGAGGGUAUUUUUCACACCAAUAUAUACCUCGCUGGUUUCACUAGAGUCACCGAUGCUGUAGUUACAGAUAUUUUGGAAUGAAAAUGCCCACUGAGUUUUGUAUUUGGCUCUUUUGUCUCCAGAAUUGGUGGCUGUACUCACCGUUACUUCAGAGCUUACAUGUGUCCUGGUGCUUCUAGCUGUAGGAGCAGCAGGAAAAAAGCAGCAAGGCUGUUUGAAUAGCUACCAAGGGUAAAAACAAGAAAAACAAAAAACAUUAAUUCCCAACAGAUUUUUUUCUUUUAAUUAAUAUUAUUCAAUCCUUUUGGAUUGUUCUCAGACUUGUUUCUGAGAUGUGAGGCUGUGGAACACGUCCUGCACAAAUAGUGUCCCCAUGAAUAGUGCCCCCCUGAUACUCCCUAAUGUUUCUCCUUCAGUAACAUGAAACUUCACCCUUCUUAAAUAUGAA